UAUAGAAUACCUAGCAUUCCGAGGUGUCGCUUGUGAAUGUGAACAUUUUGCCUGUCAGUGUCGCGUGGGUCUUGAUGCGCCAUGGUUACGUGAAACGAAAGGGUGCAUCACAACAAAUUACAUACCGGAGAAUGAGACUAUUGAGGUUACGAUGAAAUUCAACGAGACAGAAGUACUGUCAAGAAUUGUGCCUGUUCGAGAUUUAAAACCCGGUGUAGCGCUCUGCGCGAACAUUCCUUUCGCCAAAGAUGUUAAAGCCUGCAUUACGAACCCUAGAUUCCAAAUUAUUAAAAAUAAUUUGAGGGCAUGUAUCAGUUUGUCGAUUGAAAAAUUAAACACGAAGUACUCUGUGGUGGCCUUUAGAUGCUUUGAAAUGGGACCGGGUAAACUCCCCGAAUCGGUUCCUGGAUUAACUGAUAUCUUGAAUCUGCCGUCAUCGAAAGAAAAUAAUCAAACUGAAUUAAACCACCAUGAGAAUCCCAAGUCCAAGGAUGAAUAACGUUCAUGCAUGAUUUGAAUAAAGCUUGAAAUAAUUUGAA
Megachile rotundata (alfalfa leafcutting bee) is the source of this 539-nucleotide messenger RNA. RefSeq lists its product as uncharacterized. The record is from RefSeq and is a predicted model, not a curated record. Lineage: Eukaryota; Metazoa; Arthropoda; Insecta; Hymenoptera; Megachilidae.